GCGUAAAAUUCGCUUCCAACGCCCCAAGAUUUACGCUUGGGGCGUUUCUUCGAGCCCCGCGACCAACAACCAAUCAGAAUCUCCAUGUGAAUCUCCCGCCCCGGACAUACAAAGUGAAAAACCCCGGUUCUUCUCCACUAUUGCUAAAAUGGAUGCCGUCUACAAAGGGGGGAAUACCACCUUCUCGUCCAGGAGCUCCGUCUCGAUGACCGCCUUUUUCAGAGGUACUUCAGGAUGAGCAAGGAGGUGUUCGACGAGUUGCUCGGAAAGGUGGGCCCACUGAUUACAAAGGUGGACACCCAUCUGCGUAUGUCAAUCGGCCCCGCCGAGCGACUCGCCAUCUGCCUACGGUACCUGGCAACUGGUGACUCGUACGCGACGAUAGCCUUCAGCUAUCGGGUCGGGCGUUCUACAGUGGCAGUCAUUGUCAAGGAGGUUGCGGGGGCCAUCUGGACCGCCCUGGUCGAGGAGUGCAUGCCGGUACCACAGGUGGAGGAUUGGAGAGCCAUCGCUGCUGGGUUCCAGGAGCGCUGGGAGUUUCCCAACUGUGUUGGUGCCAUAGAUGGGAAGCACGUCGUUAUCCAGGCUCCAGCAAAUGCAGGUUCCCUCUACUUUAAUUAUAAGUCCACCCACUCCUUGGUACUGCUGGCUGUGGUGGAUGCUGAGUACCUGUUCAGGGUAGUGGAUGUUGGAGGCUUUGGGAGGAGCAGCGACAGUGGGAGCCUGCGGAAUUCUGCAUUUGGAGAGAGCCUCCGAGACGGCAGUCUGCAGCUACCACCUGACACCGUCAUCGCAGGAUCAGAGCGGCGGGGCCCUCUCCCCCAUGUCUUCGUUGGAGAUGAGGCAUUUCCGCUGCUGGACAACCUUCUGCGUCCAUUCCCUGGACGUCACCUCACCCGUGAAAGGAGGUUAUUUAACUACCGCCUCAGCCGUGCCAGGUUGGUGGUUGAAUGUGCGUUUGGCAUCCUCUCAACCCAGUGGAGAAUGCUCAGGCGUGUCAUCACCACCAGCCCCGAGGUGACGGAGUUGUGUGUGAAGGCUGCCUGUGUGUUGCAUAACUUCCUCCGCAGGAAGACCAUUGAUAUGCCAUCACGCACACCUAUCGCAAGGUCCACGGAUGAAGUUACUCCAACCCUGUGUGAUGCACCGAGGAUGGGCUCCAACAAUGCCACACGGCAAUCCAUCCAACAGCGGGAGACCUUCUGCUCCUACUUCAACGAGGAGGGGGCAGUGCGAUGGCAGGCAAAUGUGGUGUAGGCCCAUAUUUGUCUCCAAACCAAAAAGCUCUUUUAAGAGCUACCCAUUUUCUUUAAAAAGCAAAUAUUCCAAAUGAGCCAUUUUAAAAUCAACCAUUCCUAAUAAACAUGUUUCUUGAAUUGAUA
Molecule: messenger RNA, 1382 nt
Organism: Gymnodraco acuticeps
Lineage: Eukaryota; Metazoa; Chordata; Actinopteri; Perciformes; Bathydraconidae
Product: protein ANTAGONIST OF LIKE HETEROCHROMATIN PROTEIN 1-like
Exons: 2
Coding region: 235-1257 (340 amino acids)
Source: RefSeq, a predicted model, not a curated record